This is a messenger RNA of Stegastes partitus (bicolor damselfish), 2759 nucleotides long. It is a transcript of the gene utp25, whose product is annotated as UTP25 small subunit processor component. The transcript has 12 exons. Gene Ontology annotation, biological process: maturation of SSU-rRNA from tricistronic rRNA transcript (SSU-rRNA, 5.8S rRNA, LSU-rRNA). The coding region runs from base 24 to 2324 and encodes 766 amino acids. The record is from RefSeq and is a predicted model, not a curated record. Gene Ontology annotation, molecular function: U3 snoRNA binding; rRNA binding. Lineage: Eukaryota; Metazoa; Chordata; Actinopteri; Pomacentridae. Gene Ontology annotation, cellular component: nucleolus; small-subunit processome.
ACGUGCGGCGCCAGAGUGUCAACAUGGGCAAAAGAAGGCAGAAGAAUCAGCUUUUCACGAAUUUAACCAAGAAACAGAAGAAACACUUGAAGGAGUUUGGAGAGGAGCACCCGUUCCACGACAAAGUUCAUGAAAGACCUGAAAGGACUCAAAUAGUGGAACUGCCAUCAAGCCCAGAACAAUCUGAUGCUGAACCCAAUGAGCUGGAAGAAGAAGAGGAAGAACCAGAGGAGAAAACAGCCUAUCAGAAACUUCUUUCAACCCUCAGCCAAGCCACAAGUAACGCACAGAGCGAAGAGGAGGAAAGCACUGAUGAUGAAGAGGAAGAAGAGGAGCUUCUUGGUGAAGAGGACAGCGAUGGAGAUGGAAGCGAGGAUGGUGAUGAAGAUGAAGGGGGAGAGGAGGAACCUGUAGGUGAAGAUGAAGCUCUGACAGAACCAGGAGAAGGAAAUGAGGAGACGAAGGAGGAGACAGAGAAGAAGAACGAGGCAGGAGAUGAAGAGUUUGUAGACAAGGAACAUGAGUCCGAGUUCUGUCUGGAGACCAACUUUAUGGGGGAAGGAGAACAAGAGGACGCUGAAAACUCUGCACAACAGAAAGACAAUAAUGACAUGUUUUUACAGCAUUUGGACACGGAGCUUGGUGAAGAGGAUGUGCAGAAGAUAACAUCAGGGGCCAAAUCUAAGACUCAGAUUACGUGGCCAAAAUUGGGAGCUCUACUCUCUACUAGUUCCCUUGAGAACUUCGGCUCCAUUGGCUCUCAGAAAGACACAAAACUCCCAGUUUUUCACAAACUGCUGGAGACCUGCUGGAAGGACCUGAACCAGACGUCCAAUCCUAAGGGGGUUGCAGAACAGAUCAGCCCUCUCCAGCUGGAGUUGCUGGCCCUCAUGGGCUCCUACAAGGAUCUGUACUACCCAGAGAUGUGUCCUGUUAACCAGGGGCCACAUGUGCGCAGUGCAUACUGUCUACAUGUGCUCAACCACGUACUGAAGGCAAAUUCGCAGGUCCUAGCUGACAACGCCCAGCUAAGAGAGCGGAAAACUCAGGCUAAAGCUGGAGCUGAGCCUCAGGACGAACCCAGAGACCAAGGACUGACCAGGCCUAAGGUCCUGAUUCUCGUUCCAUUCCGGGGCAGCGCACUGCAAGUCAUCCAUACGCUCAUCAGCCUGCUGGAGACCAAAGGAAAGAAAAUUAUGGUCAGCAACAAGAAGAAGUUUAAAGAAGAGUUUGGAGAGGAGGCAGAUGAGAAGCCAUCCAAUCUGCAGAGACCAGAGGAUUACCGCGCCAUCUUUUCAGGCAACGUGGAUGAUCACUUUAGGAUAGGUGUCUCCAUUAUAAGAAGCAGCAUACGUCUCUAUGCUCCCUUCUACUCAUCAGACAUCAUCAUUGCAUCUCCACUGGGCCUUCGCACUGUGCUGGGAGCAGAAGGAGAAAAUAAGAGAGACUUUGACUUCCUGUCCUCUAUCGAGCUGCUGGUGGUGGACCAGGCAGAUGUCUUCCUCAUGCAGAACUGGGAACAUGUCCUGCAUGUGAUGAAGCACAUGAACCUGCAGCCGCUGGACUCCCAUGGAGUGGACUUCUCCAGGGUGAGGAUGUGGAACCUGAACAACUGGGCCAGACAUUACAGACAGACGCUGGUGUUCAGCUCCAUCCAGGACCCACAGAUCAACAACAUCCUCACCAAACAGUGUGCCAACUACCGUGGACAGAUUGUCACAAAGAACAUGCCAAAAACAGGUUCCAUCUGCCAGGUGCUUGUCCAACUGCCACAUGUGUUUCAAAUGUUCUCCUCCGACAGCUUCAUGGACCACGAUGCUCGGUUUCAGUUCUUUUUAGAUAAAGUGCUGCCUCAGUACAGGGACUCAGUCAUGUCCCACACACUGAUCUACAUCCCAUCUUACUUCGACUAUGUCCGGUUACGCAACUACAUGAAGAAAGAGGAGAUGAACUUUGCCAGCAUCUGCGAGUAUUCCAGCAAAUCAGAGGUGUCUCGAGCCAGACACUUCUUUCAGACAGGACAAAAACAGUUCCUGCUCUUCACUGAACGCUUUCACUUCUACAAGAGGUACACCAUCAAAGGCAUCCAGAACCUGAUAUUUUACGGACUGCCCUCCUACCCCCACUUCUACAGCGAAGUGUGUAACAUGCUGGCAGCAGGGGGUCAGGGCGAGGUGGCCAGCUGGACCUGCACUGCUCUCUACUCCCGCUACGAUGCCCACAAACUGGCUGCCAUCACCGGCAUGCAGCGAGCAGGUCAGAUGCUGCACUCCAACAAAACUGUUCACCUCUUUAUCACUGGAGGGGAAGACAAAAACUCCUGAUGGAGCUGCACAGGUGAAAGUGGGACCACCGGACUUAAAACUUUGGUUAGAUAUCUGCUGUACAUGUUUAGAACUGGUUGCACAUCAGGAACAUGUGCCACUUUUAAUUACAUUUGUGCAUUCACUCUCAGGUGCUUCUGGAAAACAACAUGUUUAUUGGCUUUGUUUGAUGUGCUGUAGCUGAGAGCUGCCAAGAAACAUGAAGCCACGAAGUGAAGAGGCCGUAAAAUACUUUUGUGAUGAGAUUAUAAUAUAAUAAUCACUGAUAAGAGUUUGUAUCAUCUCUCACUGGUUGGAUGUGGGUUUAUUAUCGUGUAAAAGAUGACCUGAUCCUUGACAGAAGUACACAUGUGACCUAAAAGGAUGAAUGUGUUUCUGAAGUGCUUCAGUAAAUAUCAGUAGUUUUUUUUAAUAAAGAGGCAUAAAAAUGUGAAA